This is a messenger RNA of Vicia villosa (hairy vetch), 1512 nucleotides long. RefSeq lists its product as uncharacterized. The coding region runs from base 1 to 1512 and encodes 503 amino acids. The transcript has 2 exons. The record is from RefSeq and is a predicted model, not a curated record. NCBI's taxonomy places the organism in Eukaryota, Viridiplantae, Streptophyta, Magnoliopsida, Fabales, Fabaceae.
AUGGACAUUCCCACUGAUACUGUCAAAGAAUGCACGAGGCAUACCAAAGCUUACAAGAUUCCGGGUAUUGAUGUUUCGGGGUUGAUUGGUUUGAGUUCUCGGUUGGAAGGGGAGGUUCUCCGUGAUUUCAAUCAUGAUUAUGGCAAUUUGCUCUCCAUCCUCAAUACAUCUUUCGAUCCAAUGGCUUUGAUCACCCUGUUUCAGUUCUAUGAUCCGCGCUUGAGAUGUUUUACAUUUCAGGACUAUCAAUUGGUUCCAACACUCGAGGAGUUUUCUUACAUACUCAACAUCCGAAUCACUGAUGAUGUACCUUUUGUUCGGGUUCCCGAGGUUGUGAGUUUUGAAAAGAUAGCGGAAGCUCUUCACAUGGGUAUAAAGGAGGUGAAAAUAAAUUGGAAGUCAUCGGGCGGUGUCUCCGGUUUCUAUCUUUGCUUUUUGAUCAGUAGGGCUGAGGAGGCGGCUAAGAAAGAGCAUUGGGUUGAUUUUAGUCGUUUGCUUGCUAUCAUGAUCUAUGGUAUUGUCUUAUUCCCAUCAAGAGAAAACUUUGUGAGUUUGGCGGCGAUUUGUGUCUUUAUGAACAAAAACCCCGUGCCAACGUUGCUUGCAGAUGCUUAUUUUUCGAUCCAUGAGAGAAGUAAGAAAGGAGGAUAUGUUGUUGGUUCUUGUCUUCCAUUGUUGUAUCAGUGGUUCAUGUUGCAUUUGCCGGUAAGAGGACCUUUUGUGCUCAAGAAGAGUUCUCUUAAGUGGUCAGAUAGGAUUGUUAACCUCACAUCUUAUGACAUCAGGUGGAACUAUUGUGUGGGGAAGAUUUGGAACAUCAUCACUAGCUGCGGUCAAUAUCCCAAUGUUCCUCUCAUGGGAACUAGAGGUUGCAUUAGUUAUAAUCCCACGCUCGCCUAUCGUCAAUUGGGGUAUGCAAUGGAAAGGGCUCAGGAUGAUGUAGAGGCGUUUGAAUCUGUGUACUUUGCUGAUGGUAAAGAUCCUUCGGAGCUAGAAAAGAUAGCAUAUGCCUGGACUAAAGUUCACAAGAGAGAUCAGACUACUUUGAGCAAGAAGGUUCCUAUUGCUAUGGGUCCUUACAAGAAAUGGGUUGAGGAGCAACCUCCCGUGGUUUUAUCUGAUACAGUUGCGGCUGAACUCUAUAUUCAAACCGAAGCAGACAACAUCAAACUAAAAGCAAAGGACAAUGAGGUUGGCUUGGAGAGGUAUUUUCAAGAUUGUGAAAAGGCGGAAUUGGCUCGUAAGCUCAAGCAGGCGCAAGGUGAAGGUUCAAACUUGACACAUGCUCAAAGGCGAUCUCAUGACUUGAUGGGAGAAAGUUUGUACCGAAAACAACAAGAAUGUGCGAAGUUGCGAAGGUCCGAAAGCAAUAGCAAGAGAAGGAUGCAGGAUUCAGAAAAACAAUUGAUGGAAGAAAAAGCCAAGUCUGCUCGACUUGAAGAAGAAUUAACAAGACUCCGAGCCCAACGAAGAGGAAAUGGAGGAGCUCAUCCUAUUACCAGGCGAUCCUAG